AUGAGUCGUGAUAAGAAAAGAUCUUCCCUUUCGUUUCGUUCGAGAGGUUCUUUUGACGUUGGAUCAUCAAAACCCGAUCAAUGUUCUCCAGUACUGGAAGAACAAAGACCUCCAGAAUUAACGACGAGAGAAAAAGAAUUACUCAUUGAAACGUGGAAGGAGUUAGAAGAAAACAUAGCCAAAGUCGGAGUCAUCACAUUUGUCAGCUUGUUCGAAACUCAUCCUGACGUUCAGGAAUCAUUCAUGUCGUUCAGCGGAGUUGAUAUAGAAGAUUUAAAACACAGCAAACAACUUCGUGCACACGCAUUGAGGGUCAUGGCUUUCGUACAAAAAGCUGUUGCCAGACUUCACGAACCAGAAAAAUUAGAAACUCUCCUUAAGGAACUUGGAAGAAAACACGUCGGUUACGGAGCAAAACAAAAAUACGUAGAAUUAGUCGGUCCCCAAUUCAUAUUAGCCAUAAAACCAUCGUUGGAAAAACAAUGGGACGAAGAACUUGACGAUGCGUGGACGCAUUUAUUUAAAAUAAUUGAAUUUGUUAUGGUAUCCUCGAUGGACGACGACAGAAAGGAUCAAAGGACCCUCGAAAGAUAUAUCAUAUAUAUAUAA
Pediculus humanus corporis (human body louse) is the source of this 609-nucleotide messenger RNA. Its product is annotated as Globin D, coelomic, putative. The transcript is spliced from 5 exons. Lineage: Eukaryota; Metazoa; Arthropoda; Insecta; Psocodea; Pediculidae. The coding region runs from base 1 to 609 and encodes 202 amino acids. The record is from RefSeq and is a predicted model, not a curated record. Gene Ontology annotation, molecular function: oxygen binding; heme binding.